CGCCGGCCGCGCGGGGUUGGGCUGGACCAUGGGACCCCGAGGCGUCCCGCCGCUGCUGCUGGUGCUCCUGGAUUGCUGGGCCUCUGUGAGCGCCCGGGCCGGGGCCACUCCGGCGGUGACGACGGAGGGCCCGAGCUCUACGGAAGCGGUCCCGAUGACUCCACGACCCUCCUUGUCGUCUGCGCCCCCGGGGGCCCCCGAGACUCCCAAACCUUCCUCCGGUCCCAGGCCCACCCCGGUCACGGACGUUGCUGCUCUGUGUGUCUGUGACUUGUCUCCAGCACAGUGUGAUGUCAACUGCUGUUGUGAUCCUGACUGCAGCGCCAGCGACUUCAGUGUCUUUUCUGCCUGCUCAGUUCCAGUUGUCACGUAAGUUUAUGACAAACGCGGUUUUGAUGAAGAGUAUAAUGAAAUCUGUGUUCAGAGCUUGCAUUACAUUUCACUCUGCUCUGUAAACAGGUAUUGUGUCACAUUUUGAUAUCAGCGAGUUAGUCUCAUGGAUAGUGAGGGUGAAAGUGCAGUUU
Molecule: messenger RNA, 524 nt
Organism: Talpa occidentalis (Iberian mole)
Lineage: Eukaryota; Metazoa; Chordata; Mammalia; Eulipotyphla; Talpidae
Product: tectonic-1-like
Exons: 2
Coding region: 29-373 (114 amino acids)
Biological process (GO): cilium assembly; protein localization to ciliary transition zone
Cellular component (GO): MKS complex
Source: RefSeq, a predicted model, not a curated record